Molecule: messenger RNA, 3334 nt
Organism: Paralichthys olivaceus (Japanese flounder)
Lineage: Eukaryota; Metazoa; Chordata; Actinopteri; Pleuronectiformes; Paralichthyidae
Gene: parp9
Product: poly(ADP-ribose) polymerase family member 9
Biological process (GO): positive regulation of type II interferon-mediated signaling pathway; protein poly-ADP-ribosylation; negative regulation of gene expression
Cellular component (GO): nucleus; cytoplasm
Molecular function (GO): NAD+-protein mono-ADP-ribosyltransferase activity; transcription corepressor activity; NAD+ poly-ADP-ribosyltransferase activity
Source: RefSeq, a predicted model, not a curated record
GUCGACCUCGCAGUCUCCUCCGCAGGACUUCUUGCUGUUGAAGUACUUCAGCAGCUUGAUYYUUWUUUUCGGGAUGUUGUUUUCUUCCAGCUCGACGAGCAGAGGGAACCAUGGCCAGUAAGUUGGAUAUCGCUCUUCAAGGGCCUUCAGUUAACAUUGUGAGGCAGUGUGGACCUGCCCUGAGCGACAUCCUCCAGAGCAAAUUCGGAUGCACGGCCAUCUAUGCGCAUGUGGCUUCUGAAAGUGUUCCGACCUUUGUGCAGCAGCAGAAAACCUUUGUUCCAGAGAAGAAGUUUGGUGGCGUGCUGCGUGGAGGCAUCAAGUUAUCUGUGUGGAAGGACGAUCUCGCCAAUGUUCGCGUGGAUGCAGUCGUGAAUGCUGCAAACAUUAGGCUUCAACACUAUGGCGGCCUCGCUCAAGUUCUGUCCCGCGUGGGUGGUCAGCAGAUCCAAAAGGAAAGUGAUGACUACAUCAGACGGAUGGGGGAACUGAAAACAGGAGAUGCAAUUGUCUGUGGUGCUGGAUUACUACCAUGUAAGAAGAUCAUUCAUGCUGUGGGCCCUUGCUUACCAUUACAUCCAACACAGUCUGAAGUUAAUCAGGCUAAUCAGCUGUUGAAGAGGACCAUCACAAGCAUUCUGGACAGGGUUAAAGAAAAAAACCUGAAGAACGUCGCCAUUCCUGCUAUAAGCUCGGGACUGUUCAACUUCCCCCUGCCAGUCUGUGCGAACACCAUCGUGUCAACUGUGAAAGAGUACUAUGACAAGAACUCUUACGGACAUCUUCCUGAGGAGAUCCUCCUUGUCAACAACGAUGACCCUUCGGUGAAUGAAAUGGAGAGGGCCUGUUGUGAGAUAUUUUCCCCCAAACUGUACAGCAAGGUAGCAGGAGCAGGAGCAGGAGCUGGAGCAGGAGCUGCCAAAAACUCCACUUCUACGGUCCAGAUUGGAGCUGUCCAACUGACACUGAAGUGGGGUAAAAUUGAGGAACAGGAGACAGAUGUCAUCGUAAACACUGCAUCAGCAGACAGAGACCUGGGAUACGGUGUCAUCUCCAAAGCUUUAUUGAAGAAAGCAGGUCAUGGAUUGCAACAGGAGCUUUGCAGAAACAAGAAAAACGGAAGUGUGAUCGUAACAAAAGGCUACUCCCUGCAAUGUAAAGAGGUGUUUCACACUUUUUGCAGUGCAACACGGGCGGUCCUUUUCAAGUCAGUCCUGGACUGCCUAUAUAUCGCAGUCUCAAAUAAUCACAGGUCGAUUUCCUUCCCCGCAAUCGGCACUGGAGGCCUCGGCUUUAGUAAAACAGAAGUUGCCCAGAUCAUGUCAGCUGCAGUGGAGGACUUUGCCAAGAAGUCCCCCCAAGCCUUGGAAGUUCACUUUGUCAUAUUUCCAUUGGACAAAGACACAUAUAAGGCUUUUGAGGAAGCGAUGAGAUCUCUCCCUCAAAAAGCAUCGAAACCUGGCUUUACACAGGAGUUGGAGCAUAGAGAUAACCUCCCGGACGGCAAACCUGCCGCUCCGCAGAUCAGCCUGCAUGGCAGCUCUGAGUCGACUUUCGAGGCUGAACAAUGGCUCCGCGGCCUUUUCAAAUCCUCUGACACCGUCACCAUCCGUAACAACUUCAUUCAGCACUUUGGCGAGCAGGAACAUCUAAAGCUGGCCCAUUUGUCGAGCCAAAAGACCAUCGACAUCGAGGAGUCCUUUGACAAAGGUCAUGCAGACAUAACAGUGUACGGGGAUUCAUGUGAGGAUAUUGUCGUGGCAGCCUUGCAGGUGGAGGCCAUGCUCUGUAACAUCCAGAGGGAAUUUGUCCGAGAGGAAGAGCGCGCCAUGCUCCCAUUCUCCACCGAGAAGGUGACCUUUGAAAGAACGCCAGUUGAUAAUUUCAAUGAUACGUUCUCAAAAAAAUCGUCUGUUCUCAAAAAGGAGGGGCUGCACAUGUUGAAGUUGGAGAGAGUGGCGAACCCGACGCUGAAGAUGAUGUUUGAAGAGAAGAAAAAACAGCUACAAUGCUUCACUCCUCAAACCAUGUUUCAGUGCAUACCUGCACAGUUCUGCGAGAUGGUCAGCCAUGUUGGAUUCCAUGCAGAGUACGCACCACCUGCAGACCCAGCUUAUGGAGAGGGUAUCUACUUUGCUGGCACCGCGAGGAAAGCCAUGGAAGUGUGGAAGAAUCACAAUGAGAAGUACGUGUACUUGGUGGAGGCCGAAGUGCUGACAGGAAACUCCACCCCUGGCAGACCAGGUCUCAUUCUACCAGUUAUGGGGACAAACUCCCAAAUGAUCAGCAGUGUGAGUGGAGGACCUGACAUCUCUGUCAUAUUCAGUGGUUACCAGGCUCUGCCCAAGUACAUCCUGACCUGUGUGGUGGGCUAAAGAACCACUUCUCCACUCUUUCCUCAGAUGUACUGUGGGCUGUGAUACUAUUACACAUUUAAGAAUCAUUCCAGUGUUAAUCUAGAUCUGAAGUACUCUCUUAACGAAUGUUAACACUCUGAGAAAAUAAUUCGGUUCGCACUUCUCUUUGAAACUAUAUAAACAAGACCAGUGCCACAAUAUCACAGAGGAAUUACAGGUUUGUCAAUGUUGAAGCUGAACUGCAGCUUGAAAGUUUGAAAUUUGAGUGUUUCAUUCUUUCCAGUUGAAGUUUGUAUCUUUUUGUGGGAAUUGCAUGUAUUCUUCACAGCAUCAGUUAUAUUACUAUAUAGCACAAUCAUCUGUAAAACAAUCACUGACUCUGAUUUAAAAAUGCACUGUGUUAUGGCAGAAAUAUUGAACUUAAAUCAUCUCGUCAUUUUUCUUUAGUGAUAACUCAUUGUACCAUAUAUACAAAAAUAUUAGUGAACACACAAAGUGAACAUAUCCAAGCAAUUGUAAUUCAUGUACAACAACUUCCUUACUUACUAUCAAUAAGCAGUAAUUAGGAGGUUAUUAAGGGAAAACUGUUAAUUAAUGGAGUAGUUACAGAAUAAGGUCAUUAAAAAUAAGGCAUUAAUAAGUGCUUUAUAAUGACUAAUAAAGAGCCAAUAUGCCUCUAAUAUCCAUGUGUAUAAGGAAUGUGUUAAUGGUUGAUAUGUGUUCCCUAAUGUAAAGUGUUACCAUGAUUAUAUACUGACAUAGAUCUUAUUCCAAUUCGAUUUGAGAAACACUCUAACAUCAAGUGUAAAGGGAAGUAGUUUGUUGUCUUAUUACAAACAACAAACAAAAUUGUAACCUAAUUGUAAAAUGCUCACGGACUAAUGGUGGUGACUUUCAAAAAUCAGGAAGAAGAAAAUCAACAAUAUUUGGAUGGACCCUGAGGGGGAGAUGUAAUGUGCCCGACAGUGAUUUCAAAA